AUGGCUCAGUUUGCCGAGGUCCUGGCUGAAAUAGGUGACUUUGGACGCUUCCAGGUACAGCUGCUGAUACUGCUGAGUAUCCCCAACUUCCUGUCUGCUUACUACAUGUUUGCCCAGGUCUUCAUGAUCCAGGAUGAGGCACACCACUGCUCAGUGGCCUGGGUCAAGAACCACACUUUGAACCUGAGUUCUGUCGAGCAGCUGGCACUAAGCAGGCCUCUGGAUGCUGCAGGCAGGCCCGAGCCCUGCCUCAUGUUCCGGCCGCCCCCUGACAAUGCCAGCCUGGAGGACAUCCUCAGCCACCGCUUCAAUGAGACACAGCCUUGUGAAUCAGGCUGGGAGUAUCCUGAGAACAGGCCUCUGUCCCUCAAGAACGAGUUCAACCUAGUUUGUGAUCAGAAGCACCUGAAGGAGACCUCUCAGUCGGUGUACAUGGCCGGGCUCCUUGUUGGGGCUCUCAUCUUUGGGCCUCUCUGUGACUGGAUCGGCCGCAAGGCCACUAUCCUGGUGCAGCUGCUACUCUUUGCCCUCAUUGGCCUGACCACAGCCUUUGUGCCCAGCUUUGAGCUCUACAUGGUCAUGCGUUUUGCCGUGGCUACUGCUGUCGCUGGGUACACCUUCAGCAACGUGGCCCUACUUACAGAGUGGGUGGGGCCCUCGAGGAGGACUCAGGCCGUGGUCCUGGCCCACUGCGCCUUCUCUGUGGGACAGAUGGCGCUAGCAGGACUCGCCUAUGGCAUCCGAAACUGGAGGCUUUUCCAGAUAGCUGGCACUGCCCCCGUCUUGCUGCUGGCCUUCUACUUCUGGGCUCUGCCGGAGUCAGCACGGUGGCUUCUGACCCGGGCGAGGGCAGAGGAGGCUAAACAAGUGAUCCAGAAGGCAGCCUCAGUCAACGAGCGGAAGCUCUCCCCAGAGCUCCUGAGCCAGCUCAUCCCAGAGAAGACAGGCCCCUCCGGGAAUGCCCUGGAUCUGUUUAGACACCCCCAGCUCCAGAAGGUGACCCUGAUCCUCUCCUAUGUCUGGUUUGUGGACAGUCUGGGGUACUUUGGCCUGAGCCUCCAAGUCGGUGACUUUGGCCUGGACAUCUACCUGACACAGCUAGUCUUCGGAAUAGUUGAGGUGCCUGCCCGCUACUCCAGCAUCUUCACGAUGCAGUGGUUGGGCCGCAAGUGGAGCCAGAUGUUGACGCUGGUUCUGGGCGGCCUCAUGUGUAUCGCCAUCAUCUUUGUCCCAGCAGAUCUGCCGGUGGUGGUCACUGUGCUGGCCGUGGUGGGCAAGUUUGCCACGGCCUCCAGCUUUACCAUCUCCUACGUGUACUCUGCCGAGCUCUUCCCCACAGUCAUCCGGCAGACGGGCAUGGGGCUCAUGGGCAUCUUCUCGAGGAUUGGGGGUAUCCUCACCCCUCUUGUGAUCCUGCUGGGCGAGUACCAUGCGGCCCUCCCCAUGCUCAUCUACGGCAGCCUCCCCAUCGGGGCGGGCUUACUCUGCGCCCUGCUGCCAGAGACGCGUGGCCAGCCCCUGAAGGACACCAUCAAGGACCUGGAGCAGGGGCCCCACCCACGGCCUCCAGAGUCAGCACCUUCAGAAAAGGAGACAGAGGCCUCAGGAAGAACUUCCAGCCCAGGGGUGGCUUUCGUGAGCAGUACGUACCUCUGAUUGUGUCUUUGGAGCUGGAGCAGCGGCCUCAGCAGCCUCAGGGAGCUGCCUGAACACCGCCUGGAAAAGGCUGGGACCUGCCUCGCAGGCAAGCCCUGCCUCGCAGACGGAGGCAGCAAACCCUGGCCCCCGGCUGCCUAGUCCCUAAGCACCCGGGUGGGCCUCCCUCUUCUCCUUGCUUCUCAUCAACCUUCUCACCCCAGCACACUCCCAAACCCUGUUCUGGGGCAGGGUCCUAGGCAUAUCUUGGGCUUCACUUG
Molecule: messenger RNA, 1916 nt
Organism: Ailuropoda melanoleuca (giant panda)
Lineage: Eukaryota; Metazoa; Chordata; Mammalia; Carnivora; Ursidae
Gene: SLC22A13
Product: solute carrier family 22 member 13
Exons: 10
Coding region: 1-1656 (551 amino acids)
Biological process (GO): transmembrane transport
Cellular component (GO): membrane
Molecular function (GO): transmembrane transporter activity
Source: RefSeq, a predicted model, not a curated record